Messenger RNA from Sinocyclocheilus anshuiensis, 2078 nucleotides. Its product is annotated as RING finger protein 11-like. Gene Ontology annotation, cellular component: ubiquitin ligase complex. Lineage: Eukaryota; Metazoa; Chordata; Actinopteri; Cypriniformes; Cyprinidae. The record is from RefSeq and is a predicted model, not a curated record. Gene Ontology annotation, molecular function: ubiquitin protein ligase activity. Gene Ontology annotation, biological process: ubiquitin-dependent protein catabolic process. Bases 371 to 811 code for a protein of 146 amino acids. The transcript is spliced from 3 exons.
CAAGAGUUUGUAAACAAUGAAAGGAGAUAUGGAGUCGUCAAGAGGUCUUACCUAAAAAUAUUGCCCUGUAAAGGCCAUAAUAAGUGCAUAAUAUAUGUCAUGCAUGCCGUGCACACCCGUGAGGAUUAAACCAACCGGGACGUAUAGGUUUUCAAGGAUUCCCGCUUUUUAAAACAUCUUUUGUGUGUGUGUGAAAAUCGGAUCGCUGCCUGGCGAGGCGUUUGUUUUUCUACAUACUAGACAGACAUCAGACACAACGGGCUGCAGAAAGGACGAUCCCUAAACACAACGGAACCUGGCGAGUCUUUUAAACGCCACCUAGACGUGAUUUUGGCGGGUUUGUCGUGUCGUGUCGUGCAGGGUCAGCUCGAUGGGGAACUGUCUGUCUUCUCAAGGCGCUGAUGAUCUGUCCCUGCUCAACGAGUCCGAGGGGGCGAGUCUGCCAGGAGAGCCUCCGCCACCCUACCAGGAGCGGGUGCAGGUGCCAGUGUACCAUCCCACGCCCAGUCAGACGCGGCUGGCCACUCAGCUGACGGAGGAGGAGCAGGUCCGUAUCGCUCAGCGCAUCGGGCUCAUCCAACACCUGCCCCGUGGGAUCUUCGACCCGGGCUCAGAGCCGUCCGACAAGAAGAUCAAAGAGUGUGUGAUCUGCAUGAUGGACUUUGAGUACGGCGACCCGAUCCGGUUCCUGCCCUGCAUGCACAUCUAUCACGUGGACUGCAUUGACGCCUGGCUCAUGCGCUCCUUCAUUUGCCCUUCCUGUAUGGAGCCCGUCGACGCUGCGCUGCUGUCUUCCUACGAGACGAACUGAGAGUGCCUGCGCAUACCGAGAGAUGUGCCAAUUAAUCUGCCAAGAACCCCGAAACGCUCGGGACAGUAGAUUGAACAAGUGAAGGUGGCGUUACUGUGUCUGUGUGUGUGUUCAGAGACUGUACAAAUUUCCAGUGUUAAACUUAAAAGGCCCCCGAAGGAUGUUUAAAACCUCUCACUUGCAUGUCAAAGCACUUUUUGAACACCUAUACAUGUAAUUGAUGUAGACGUGAAGUUUGGCAAGGUGGAAAAACCACUGAAGCAUCUCUAAUGAAGACAGAGUGUUUCAAAGGCCAAUUUAAAUUAGGGUUAAAUUAAUUCAUUAUAUACUUGUUUUCCUUUUUGUUCUAACCAAAUUCAUGAAAUGUGCAAUAUAUGCAAGAGGGACUCAUGUCCUUCUGAUUGGAUAUGAAACCCGCCCAUCGCCAAACUUCCUCCAAUGAGAUUGUCCCUUUCUGAAUUUGACGAGUCCAGUGGGCGGAGUUUCAUUUCUGCAGGCUGUGAAUGUGCCUUUUAUGGCUCGCAAUUGGAAUGCUGAGAACCUAAUUUACGAGAAAACAUGUGCCGUGCUAAUGUUUUACUUGCAAUCUCGUGAUGCACUAACUGGUGUUUGAGGUGGUAGUUUUACAUACUUUUUCUAUCAUUUUCUCCCGUCUAGUGGUUUAGUGGUAGACUCUUGAGUUUUCUUUCUUUAUUUGUCAAGAGAGUGAUAAUGAUACAAUCACCAAACUUUGUGCACCUUUCAAAUGUUGCCGACUGAAAGUCAUCAUUUACAGUGGAAGCUUUAAAGUUAUUCCUUGUUGUUUUCCUGAUCAAUGCAAACUUUUUUUUUUAACUUAGAAAAAAUAUGAAAUUAAAAAAGGAGCACAUGCUUCAGUCAGUUUUGAAACUGUUCGUAAUGUCUUUGAGUCUUUUCUGUAUGUUAGCUGAACAUAUGUCACUGAACUGCUUGUGCAAAAGGAAGAUUUUCACCUUUGUUUUGUUUGCUCAGUUAUUGUGCUGGAUUAAUGAUGUUAAUCGGACUGAACUGUGUUAGGAGCCCCAUGUUCAGCCUGAAAUUAUAUUCAUAAAAUAGUUCAUCCUGCUCAAGCUUUCCUCUGUAUCUCUGUACUGAAUCAUUGUGACUUAAAUUGUGAUUGAAUACCAAGAACAGCGUCUGAAAAUCUCAAAAUCAACCUGUUGUUGCUCUUAGAUAUCAUAUUGGAUGAAUUACUUAAUUUUCUAUCGAUGAUUCAGAAUUUAAAUGUAGCUCUAGCACAACACAAAUG